AUGUCUAAAAAGCUCAACCCCCAGCUACAACACAAUAUCAGAGAAGAUGCCUAUUGUGAGACACACCUGGAACCACCACAGCUGUUCUGUGACAAUGACCAAGUCACACUUUGCGGCAAGUGCUUCCAGUCCCAGGAGCACAAGAAUCACGUAGUAUAUGGGAUACAAGAAGCUGCUGAGAAUUACAGGAAAUUAUUCCAGGAAAUAUUGAACACAUUGAGAAUGAAACUUGACGUAGCUAAGAGCAUAUUGACUGAUGAGCAAGAAAGAAUGAGGGUGAUUCAGGAAGAGGAGCAGAAUUUUAAAACGAUGAUUGAGUCUGAAUAUAGCAUGCAGUUCCGGUUGUUGAGUGAAGAGAAUGAUCUGAACUUCCUGAGAUUGCACAGAUACCAAUGUGACUCAAACAUAAGAGGAGUCAGUCUGAAUCAUUUGAACAGAUUUGCCACAGAGCUGGAGGAGAAGUCCCAGGAGAUGCUACAAAGACUGCACUAUUUGGGAAGAGAGAACAUGAAUAAACUGAAGGAGAGUGAAGUCAAGAUUUCUGAACAGCUCUGCAGCCUCCAAAGGAUCACCUCAGAGCUGAAGAACAAGUGUGCGGAGUCUGCCUUAACACUGCUCCAGAAUGCAAGGUAUUAUUUGGAAAGACAUAUAACUUUGGAUCCUGAAACAGCUCAUCCCUGCCUAGUCUUAUCUGAGGACCUGAGAAGAGUGAGAGUUGGAAAUCUCCAGCAGGGUGUACCGUGCCACCCAGGGAGACUGGACUUCAGUGCUACAGUGAUGGGUUUGGAAAGCUUCACCUCAGGGAGGCACUACUGGGAGGUCGAUGUGGAAAAGGCAACCAGGUGGCAGUUGGGCAUAUCGGAGGACUCCGCAGACAGAAAGGGCAACAUGCCUGAAGCUUCCAAAGUCUUACUCACAGGAUCCUUGAUGGGGACCAAUUACACCUUCUGGGUCUUUCCCCCUUUAAAAAAGGUCUGCUUGAGAAAGCAAAUGCUUAAAGUGGGAGUCUUCCUAGAUUAUGAGUAUGGGCAGAUAUCAUUCUACAAUGUGACAGAGCGAUCCCUUGUUUAUAAUUUCUCUUCUCUCACCUUCCAAGGAGCUCUCAGACCCAUAUUUUCUCUUUGUAUUCCAAAUGGAGACAUGAAUUCCGAUUCGCUCACUAUCUCUUUGCCUCGUGUUCCUUCCUGA
Messenger RNA from Marmota monax (woodchuck), 1188 nucleotides. Its product is annotated as probable E3 ubiquitin-protein ligase TRIML2. Gene Ontology annotation, molecular function: protein binding; zinc ion binding. The record is from RefSeq and is a predicted model, not a curated record. Lineage: Eukaryota; Metazoa; Chordata; Mammalia; Rodentia; Sciuridae.